AUGGCGAGCGCCAGCUUCACAUUAUGGGAGAUGUCCUUCUGCGGCCUCGUUCUGACUGCAUAUGUGGUGAUGCCUUUGAUCGCAUUGAUCAAUCGCUUGAAGCGGCCCGCGCAAGCCAGAAAGUCUGGAGCGAUGAUGGAAUGUGAGAAAUGCUCGGUGGAUCUGAUGCACAGCCUGGUGCCCCACGCCGCGCUGCCGGACUAUCGCUUUCGGGGGAUGCACCUGAAAAUGUCCGCGGUGCAUGUGGGUUUCGACGACGUGGGUGUCAAGCUGAAGAACGGGAAGUGCAUUCUCGAAGGUGUAACAGGUGAGUUUAGGCCCAAGAAAGUGGCGGCCAUCAUGGGGCCUUCCGGAGCUGGAAAGACCACCUUCAUGAACGCCCUUUGUGGUCGUUGCUACUAUGGGACUACCAGUGGAGAGAUCCGCAUCAACAGUCAGGUGAGUAGCAUUGCGGAGAUCAAAAACUUCCGCGGCUUCGUCCCGCAGGAUGACAUCGUGCAUGAACAUCUGACCGUGCGUGAACAGCUCUACUACUCAGCGCGCUUGCGCAAUGCAGAAGAUACCUCCAGGAAGGUCAUUAACUACAUCGUCGAAGAUGUGCUGAACGUGAUGCAGUUGGUCGACGUGCAGCACAGUCUCGUGGGCAACGUGGAACGCCGUGGCAUCAGCGGCGGCCAGCGGAAGCGGGUGAACAUCGGUGUCUGGGACGGCAACUCAGUGCAUCUCAGCGUGAACGGCCACUCAGUGAAACAGAACUGA
This is a messenger RNA of Cladocopium goreaui, 759 nucleotides long. The record is from the annotation of a GenBank genome assembly. Lineage: Eukaryota; Dinophyceae; Suessiales; Symbiodiniaceae.